AUGGAAUUAAACGGUCGCUGGUUUAUUGACCCCAAAACAAAAAGAACAGUUUUAUUUAAGGGUGUCAACUUGAGUGGAGGCACUAAAUUACCUGUUGGUAUUUCUUCUCACCAACGCCAUGGCUAUUGGAUAGACUAUGAUAGAAAAAUUAGUUUUGUUGGAAGACCUUUCCCACUCAAUGAAGCAGACGAACAUUUAAAGCGUUUUGUUAACCUUGGCUUUAAUUUGCUUCGUUUUAUUGUUACCUGGGAAGCUGUAGAGCAUGAAGGACCUGGCAUCUACGAUGAAGCUUAUCUCGAUUAUGUAGUUUGUUUACUCAAGAAGUGUCAAGACUAUAAUCUACAGGUUUAUAUUGACCCUCACCAAGAUUGUUGGUCUCGUCAUUGUGGUGGUUCUGGUCAUCCUGGAUGGACAUUGACACUCGCAGGCUUAAAUCCAAUGCAUUUCCCAGAAACGAAUGCUGCCAUUGUGCAUAACUUGUACACAGAACCAGAGAAAUUUCCCAAAAUGAUUUGGAACACAAAUUACCAGAAAUUAGCAGCUGCAACGAUGUUUACACUUUUUUAUGCAGGUAAAACGUUUGCCCCUAAAUGCAUAGUCAAUGGUGUUCAUGUUCAAGACUAUCUUCAAGUCCAUUAUUUACAAUGCUUCAAACAUGUUGCUGAAAAAAUCAAGCAGCAUGGCCUUGCAAACACAGUCGUGAUUGGCUAUGAUACCAUGAAUGAACCUGGACAAGGCUACAUUCCCGUACCUCAUCUGGAUGAACUAAGCAAAAAUGACGUCAGUUUCAAGAUGGGGUUGAUGCCCACUGCUUUCCAAGGCAUGCGACUAGGUUCUGGUAUCCCUACCAAGGUUGAAUAUUGGGAUUUUAAAUGGGAUGGACCCAAAAAGACAGAUGAAGUCUUAGUGGAUCCUGGCCAUCUGACAGCAUGGCUUACAGAGACUGAACGAAAAGAAGCAGAUGAUGCUUUUGGUUGGAAACGAAGUGAAUCAUGGCCUGUAGGCUGCAUUUGGGCUACACACGGUGUCUGGGACAAAAAGACACAGACACUAUUGCAACCUCAUUAUUUUACCACUAUGCCUAACCAUGAACCUACAGACUAUAUCGAGUUUUGGAAAGAUCAUGUUGUCCAGUAUGCAAACCUGAUUCGAUCCGCUCACCCUGAAGCUCUUUUGUUUGUACAACCGCCUGUACUGGAAGUGCCACCUCAUAUGCCAGCAUCACUCGAUCGACUGGUGUAUGCUCCUCACUGGUACGAUGGCCUUACACUGGUGAAGAAGAAAUGGUGUAACUAUAAUGUGGAUUUCAUCAAUCUAAAUCGUGGCAAAUAUGGUACAGGUCCUUUGCGUUUUCUACGUGCAUUGCGAGUAGGCGAAAAAGCCAUUCGACAAUGCUUUGUAGAUCAACUCAGUACGAUCAAGACAGAAGGGCUCGAUUACAUUGGUGAUUAUCCUUGUAUUAUGGGUGAAAUAGGUAUUCCUUAUGAUAUGGAAACAGGUGUGAGCGCCAAGGCAUUCUCUUUCAGUUUUGCAUGUUGGUGGAACUGGCUCCAGUCGUUUUUCGUGGCUUCUAAAGAAGAUCCUAGUCUAACCAUUGGCAGUCCUCUAUCCUCUCAAAACAAAGCACUCGAUGCCAACUUGAAUGCAAUGGAAAAGAAUCUCUUGAAUUAUUCUCUAUGGAACUAUGUGCCUGAUAAUGAUGCUCAAUGGGGCGAUUUAUGGAAUGGAGAAGACCUUAGUAUUUGGCAAACACCUGCAGAUAAGACAACAAUCACCAUGGAAUCAGUUGCUUCUUCUAGUACUGUUACACCCAGUGAAGAAGCAGACAAGCUACCCUGGAGUAUAGAUGCUUAUGGAAAAAGUACGGAUUCUCUUCAGAGCUUGUUAAGACAACAUCAACAACAAGCGAAUUGUCGUAAUGUAGUCAGCCUUCAUAGACCUCAUCCUCGAUUAACAGCAGGUGUUCCUUUGACCAUUCAUUUUGUUUCGCCUACAGAAAAAUUACCUGCUUCUUUUGAGUAUACGAUAAAGCACCGUUCCCAAUGUGAUGGACCCACAGAGAUCUUUGUGCCUUCAUGCUAUUUUCCCCCAGCUCAAACAAAGAUUGCAAGCGACUAUGGUGACUGGAAGGAAUAUGUUCGAUACGAACAUUACUGGGUUCUACACUGGACAUUAAAAGCAAGUGACGAUACAGAGGCAAAAAUAACAUUGGAAGGUGUUUCCCUCUCUUAG
Molecule: messenger RNA, 2232 nt
Organism: Gilbertella persicaria
Lineage: Eukaryota; Fungi; Mucoromycota; Mucoromycetes; Mucorales; Choanephoraceae
Product: glycoside hydrolase superfamily
Exons: 3
Coding region: 1-2232 (743 amino acids)
Biological process (GO): ergosteryl 3-beta-D-glucoside catabolic process
Molecular function (GO): steryl-beta-glucosidase activity
Source: RefSeq, a predicted model, not a curated record